AUGGCCAUCAACCUUAUGAUGACUGCUGAUCAUGAUGACCGCGUUGUUCCAAGUCAUACGUUGAAGUAUGCGGCUACCUUGUAUGAGAAGGCCAAAAAACACAAACUCCAGACCAAUCCACUUCUAGUACGUGUCGAGGUAAAAGCUGGUCAUGGUAGAGGGAAACCUACUGCCAAAGAAAUAGCUGAAUCUGUUGAUAUAUACAGCUUCCUGCAGAGAGUCCUUAAUAUGGAAUGGGUAGACUGA
Molecule: messenger RNA, 246 nt
Organism: Cooperia oncophora
Lineage: Eukaryota; Metazoa; Nematoda; Chromadorea; Rhabditida; Trichostrongylidae
Source: the annotation of a GenBank genome assembly